This is a messenger RNA of Eupeodes corollae, 883 nucleotides long. Its product is annotated as mpv17-like protein. Gene Ontology annotation, cellular component: membrane; cytoplasm. The record is from RefSeq and is a predicted model, not a curated record. Bases 226 to 783 code for a protein of 185 amino acids. The transcript has 4 exons. NCBI's taxonomy places the organism in Eukaryota, Metazoa, Arthropoda, Insecta, Diptera, Syrphidae.
AUAAUUGGCAAAACUUACUAAACUAAACUAAACUAGAAAGCUCUCUUUUUUCUUUCGCGUGUAAAUAAAUAAUAAAUUCAAAUUAAGAUAAAAUUUGUGUGAUCGCUUAGUACGAGAACGUGUCGCCGACCGAAGACGCGAAUCUGUUCCGUUUUAUAAUAAAAAAUCUAAACAAUUAUUAUUUUUUAAAUUUUCAUCAGAAAAUAAGAACUAACAAAAUUCAAAAUGUCAACUUUACUCAGUAAAUUCAAAGUAUUAAUCACAAAAUAUCCCAUGGCCAGAGGAAUGGUCUCCUACAGUCUCAUUUGGCCUACAAGCAGCAUUAUUCAACAAUACAUUGAAGGAAAAACUUUAGGAACAAUUGAUUGGUGGCGAUGCUUGAGAUUUAGUUUAUAUGGUGGAUUCUUUGUUGCGCCCACACUCUACGGAUGGAUUAGAUUAUCCACUGCAAUGUGGCCGGAAACUUCACUUCGUACCGGAAUUGUUAAGGCGGCAGUUGAACAAAUUUCCUACACUCCAGCAGCUAUGACUUGCUUCUUCUUCAUUAUGAGCUUGUUGGAAAUGAAAACAUUGGAAGAGGCUUUUUCUGAAGUUAGAAAUAAGGUUCCACCGACGUAUAAGGUGGCAGUGUGUAUUUGGCCAAUAGUAGGAACAAUAAACUUCUCACUUGUGCCCGAACGAAAUCGAGUGCCUUUCAUCAGCAUGUGCAGUCUCUUGUGGACGAUAUUCUUGGCUUACAUGAAACAUCUAGAGAAAAAUGAAGACCGGCAAAUUUCCAUUUAACAUAAUUUAACAUUUUUGUGUGUCAACGUUGUGCGUGUUUAUUUAUUUAACUAAUACAAAAUACAAAAUAAAACUUAUAUUUAAACUUAAAUUAAAGAAA